This is a messenger RNA of Conger conger (European conger), 9303 nucleotides long. RefSeq names its product PALM2-AKAP2 fusion protein. The record is from RefSeq and is a predicted model, not a curated record. Gene Ontology annotation, biological process: regulation of cell shape. NCBI's taxonomy places the organism in Eukaryota, Metazoa, Chordata, Actinopteri, Anguilliformes, Congridae. The transcript is spliced from 14 exons. Gene Ontology annotation, cellular component: membrane. Bases 348 to 4286 code for a protein of 1312 amino acids.
GGACGUCUAGUUAACGGUAAAUUGGGUGGUGGCCGUGCAUUCCUGCCGGUAAUCCCCACAUCUUGGUGGUGGAGGCGAGUGGAUGUGUGAACGGCCCACGCCAUGCUUCAGCACAGAGAGGUGUGCCAAGUGAACAGCGGGGAAAUGGCAGCCUCAGUGAGAUGGGCCGGGGUCAUGUAGAGCCAGGAGACUGCAGGAGAGCUGCUGGAGAACUGCUAUGCUGAGAGAUGCAGGCUGCUAGCUCACGGAGUGUGUCGGGCUGAUUCUGGCAGAAGGAGGGAAGGUCUUUUGGGAGGUGAAAGGUGCCAUCGAAGCGGGGAGAAGAGGAGAGGGCAGUGGCAGCCAUCAUGGGUACACCUCUGCGGAGGAAGCCCCCAGCUUUGGAGAUGGCCGAAGCAGAACUGCACAAAGAGCGGCUCCAAGCUCUCACAGAAAAACGGAAAAGACAAACAGAAAUUGAAGAUAAGAGAAGACAGUUGGAGGACCUUAUUUUGCAGCUACAGCACCUCAAGUCGAAGGCGAUGAGGGAGCGCUGGCUCCUGCAGGGGGCGCCAGCGGGGACGAAGGAGGAAGAGGAGGGACGGAGGAGACAGGCGGAGCUCGACGAGACGCAGGUGAAGAAGCUGGAGGACACUAUUCACAGACUGGAAGGGGAGAUCGGGCUGUUGGAAAGGGAAGAGUCACAGAUUUCUGCCAAAGAACAGGUGCUCAGAGAGAAGCUGAAGGAGACGGAGAGGUCCAUAGAGGAUCUGCAGAAGAGUCUUCAAAACCAAGAUGGAGAUGCAGUGAAUUACCUGCAGUCACACGUCCCUGACCUCCCCCAGCUCUACUCCACCCCCCCGCCCCGGGCGCCCGGCGACGAGCCGCUCCCUAAGAAAGUGAUGUACGCUGUGGAGAUCAGUGUGGAGAAGGACAGGAAGACGGGCGGGACAAAGAUCCUCUCCACCUCGGCUGUGAGCCCGGAGGACCUGCACCAGAGGGGCGUUAAGGUCUACGACGAUGGGCGCAAGAUGGUGUACGAGGUCCGGCCCGGAGGCCAGGGGGCCCUGGAGAAUGGGCUGCACCCCUGGAGUCCCGAGGAGGGGAACGGUCUGACGGGACGGGCGAGUGGACAGAGGAAUGCCCGGGUCGCCCCCGGAAAUGGGCAGGGAUCUGCUGUGGUCGCCCCCGGCAACGGGCAGGGAUCUGCAGUGGUCGCCCCCGGCAACGGGCAGGAGCCCAGGGAGCAGACGCUGCACAAGGAGGCCAAGCUCCAGAUGGUGCAGGGGCCACAGGGGCCUCGGGGCCAGCAGGGGCCACAGGGGCCACAGGGCCAGCAGGGGCCACAGGGAAAGGGCCCUGCAGCCCAGCCCCAGUCCGGGUUUGAGGACGAGGUGACGGAGGUUCCCCAGGCCACGGCGGAGAGGCCGGUCACCAUGAUCUUCAUGGGCUACCACAGCGUGGAUGACGAGGAGGAGACCAAGAAGCUCCUGGGCUUCGACGGCACCAUCAAGGCCGAGAUCGUGCUCAUCGAUGAGGACGACGAGAAGUCGCUCCGGGAGAAGACCGUCACCGACAUCUCCACCAUGGACGGGAAUGCUGCAGACCUGGUCUCCGGGCGGCCCCUCUCCGACACCACCGAACUGUCCUCUGAGGGCAAAGACGAGAGCUCGGCCAAGGAGCCCCCUCCCCCAGGACCUUCAGUGCCAAAGGCUGCAGAGAGAGGAUCAAUCACUGGUGUUCAAACAAAUAUUUCUCAUACUGCAUUGAAACCCUCCUCCAGACACUCAGAGGAUGACAGUGAGCUGAAGCGAGAGAGAGCCCUGAAGAGUGUCAGUUUCCUCGACUCUGUCAGCAUAAUACCUGGAGCCAAAGACAAUAUGGACCUCGAAGCUCCGUUUUCUGAGGCACAACCCGACAGCCAGCAUAACUGCUACUCAACCGCUGGCCAGAAUGGAGUGAAAAACAGACACGAAGCCCUGGACAGUGAUGUUGCGAAGGAAAUCCGUUACCUCGAUGAGGUUCUAGAGGCUAACUGUUGUGACCCGGGGGUCGAGGCACCCUCAAACGGAUCGGUCUUCUCUGAGCAAAAGGCAAUCAGUGUUGAUGGGAUGGGACCAUCUGUUCAGGUCUCUGGUUUGCUGACACCACACAGUGAUGAGGUUAUCAUUGAAGGAAAGAAGCAGACCACAUUUAUAGACACCACGGAUUCUAAUGGCGGAAAACCCAAUGGCCAUUCAGGGAUAACAGAUCAGCCAUGUACGAGGCAGCCCGGGGAAUUCUCUGCAACUACUAUUAAGAAGGAGGCUUGCUUUCAACUCCGGGCUUUCCAGGAAGACAAGAAACCCUCAAAGCUCUUUGACAGCAGUUCGGAGACGGAGCCCAUCCGGGUGAAGAAAGUCCGGCCGUCUGAGGAGAUCGCGGAGCUGGAGAGGGAACGUCAGGAGUUGAUCCGGGGACAGGCCGUGAAGAAGAACCCAGGAAUUGCAGCCAAAUGGUGGAACCCUCCUCAGGAGAAAACGCUGGAGGAGGACCUGGAUUCCGACCAGCUGGAGUCGCACAGAAGAUAUGAGGAGAGGAAGCAGAGGAAGCCAGAGACUGCAGGCUCGCCUCAGAUGCAGACAGGCAUCCCCAGCAUUCCACCUGAACCUGGCAUGAAGGAGGAUAUUGUGAUGGAGCAGAUCGACUUUUCUGCCGCACGCAAGCAGUUUCAGCAGAAAGAACCUAACAAGCACCCUGGAGGCCCAAAGAGAGGUGUGGCGCCCCAGCUUUACUCUGCCAAACCCUUCUCCAGAGCCUCAGAGGUCACGCACGUGGAGAGGCCGAGCAGUUCAGUGAUAGUGGCCGGCCACAGCCAUAACGCCGGUGGAAGCCUGGACAAAGUGACCACUGUCAAAACAGAGAGGAUCUACUGCAGCCCCAGAGAUCCCAGCAUGCAGGAGGCUGGGGACAGCGUGACGGGGAACGACAUGAAAGAGCGAGGCGAUGGAGACUUCACCUGCGCCCGAGCAGUGAUGACUAUUGUCAAAGAGGAAGAUCUCGACAUGUUCUCUCUGCAGCGAUCCGCAAACAGCUCCUAUCACCCGGAGGAGAUUGAUUCUGGGCUGGAAGACCUGUCUAUCCGUUCACAGGACACCACAGUGUUGGAGACCCUGUCCAAUGACUUCAGCAUGGAUAACGUGAGCGACAGUGGAGCCUCCAAUGAAACCAUGAAUGCCUUCCUGGAGAAUUCUAUGGGAGACUUUUCUUUUCCCCCAACCCCACAGGCCACCACUCCAGUCAACGGGAAGAUGGAGGGAGGCCCUAAAUCCCCAGGUGAGCUUGGUGGGACUCUACCUGCCCCCGGGGCCUCUCUGAUGGAGCAGCAACUGGAGUACCAUGCUGGCAUCCUGGUCCAGAACGCCAUCCAGCAGGCCAUCGCCGAGCAGAGCAGCGACUGGCAAACUCCUCAGGUCCCAGAGCAUAGCUCCCCCCUCCCUGAGAAAGUGACAGACACAGAGCUGCUGCCACGCCCCUCAGAAGACAAAGCCAAAUUCGAGCCUCCACAGGCAUCGUCGCCAGUGCAAGAGAUUUGCACCAUUACUCCAAAGAUUGACAUGCGGACCCCUGUGGUCCCCUCAGACCCAGUCCACCCCCCACAGAUGAGGCGGAGCCAGUCGCCCCCGCCCGUUGAGAAGCAGGAGUUCAGCUACUUCAGUAAGUACUCGGAGGCGGCCGAGCUUAGGAGCACAGCCUCGGUGGCCCGGGCGCAAGAGACAGAGGUCAGCUCGGGGCCCUUCCGGCUGCGCUCCCGCAAGCAGAGGACCCUGUCCAUGAUCGAAGAGGAAAUCCGGGCAGCUCAGGAGCGAGAGGAGGAGCUGAAAAGGCAGCGGCAGACGCAGGCCUUACAGGGAACCUCCAGCCACAAGCAGAAGACCAACAGCCUGCCCCCCAGAAUCUCUCUCUCCGGGAGGACAGCGCCAGGGAAGAUCGAGAAGAUUUGCACUGGUCCUCCAGCCUCCCCUGCCUCGGAGGCUCCCCUGCCCUCCCCUCUCUCCGACGUGGGCAGCACCGACUCGGGCAGCCAGCGGCCCAAAAACUUCAUGCAGACCCUGAUGGAGGACUACGAGACCCACAAGGUCAAACGCAGGGAGAAGAUUGAGGACAACAGUUACACGCAUUUAUUGCGCUCUAGCGAUGUAACUUCUGAGGUGCUGGAGGCAACUCGUGUCACACGAAGGAAAAGCAACAUGGCACUGCGCUGGGAAGCAGGAUUAUAUGCCAACCAAGACGAAGAGGAGGAAGAGGAGGAGGAGGAAGAGGAGUAGGCUAACCCUGUGCUUUAACCUGUGACAAUCAGAGAGAAAGGGGGGAGGGGGGGAGCCCAAACAGGAUGGUUUUGACCCCCUCCGCCACCCCAAUAUUUAUUUCUGUAAGGCCCCAUAUCACAGGUGACCUGAUGGUUGACCUGUGAACCCAGCAGGCCAUGCUCACACAGACCUGGUUCAGGGGCCUUGGGUUCAUACGCUCUGGGACAAAAUUACAUCUGGAGUCAGGGUCAGAGGAGCGGUUUUCCUUUUUUGCUUCAGGUUUUUAUCUUGAGCUCUUCUUUGUUUUGUUAAAAGUAUGCGGAAGUGCUGGGGUGUGUGGAACUUUGGGGACAGUGAAAUGCAUGAAUAACCAAGUUUAUUGUGAAUCGGAAAGAGUUUGAGAAUCUACUUUAGCAUCAGGAGUUUGUAUUUGGCUUUUGGAAAUGUUAUUUACCAACUUAGAAUAGACGACUUUAAAGAGCAGCCUCAUCUUACUGCAGCACUGAGAUCACACUACAUAAAUAUAUUGGGAUGACACAAUCACUUACAGUAUACACAGCAAGAGUUAGAGAUGCUGUAAAUGUCCUGUGUGGAGUGCUUGAUUAAUUUAUAUUGGCUUUUAAGAGAUCUAUCCUCCACAUUUGAGUAUGAUAUUUGCCAUUUUGAUUACAGUAACAUUUUGGUCAUUUAUUAACAGCCCAAUUCGCACCGUCUGCAAAAUGGAAGGAAGGUGCAACAUAUCAUAAGCAAUGCAAUCACUUCAGAUUUUCCUGUGGAUGCCAGUAGCUGGAUAAAUAACUGUCAGAGUGGUAGUUUCAUAUUGCACUGGACUAGUUCAUUAGGCCUAUAGCACUGCUAUAGCAGUGUGUGGUGUUUGUGAUGUCAGAACUAGAGGGGUAAGUCUGUGAGCAAGGAAAUAUUGUUAAUAUGGAAACUCUGCUGCAGUCAUCCCUUUCCCUUGCUAAUCCCAGGGGAGACGGGUAGAGGAUUUAAUGUAAUAGCAUGCUCUAUAACUGCAGGCAGUAGGGGUGAUGUUAAGCUUCCCUACUGUCAAUGUAUGUAACAUACCAGUGAACUACAUUCACCAGUACCGACCGUGCAGUCCAGCUUACCUUCUUUUGGUUGGUUAGACUGUUGUACUAAGUUGUACUGUACCUUCGAGUGCACAUACACAUGGGAAAUGGACCUCGUAGUCAGGGAGGCAGCAGCAUCUGUGGUUAGGUUCAACCUGUACUCUCUGCAUUCAGUUGACCAGUGGCUGGCAUACUUUAGCACUGGUGUCAUAAAAUGUUUGGUCAAGAAAAUGUCCAACAUAAGGAAGUUGAAUUCUGCAAUAUAUGUGGUGUAAAGUGAGCUUUUUGGUGAUAAUUCUGGUUGAGAGUAUUUUGGACUCUCCAAAAAACUGAUUCCAAAAUACAUCGAAAGUCCUGUACAUCAUGUGAUCAACGAAAUUCCUCUUUAACCUUGUCUAUCCUUAGCCUUUUUAAUUGCUGUAUUUAAGCUGUACCCUCUACUGUAUAUAGGAAUUGCAUUGUUUUUCCUAAUUGCUGUUUUGCUAGCUAUAUAUCUGUUAUUGCAAUACAUUGAAGACAAAACUAUAACUAUUCACAAAAGACUUUUCAGCUUAAUAUGCCCUCACCUGCUUCAAACAAGAUUCAGUAUAUGGUCAUUGAACUUUUUUUCAUACUUAAUCCCUUCUGACUUUGCUCCAUGUUUUUGAGUUAAUGAGAUGUAGACAUGCUUCUGGGGUACUGAUUUGUUUCAGAAACGAUAUAAUAUACUUAACAAACAAUAAUAUACAAUAUAUAAGUGCGCAACCAUUUUGAUAUAAAUAUUUUGCUAUAUUUUUUUGGUUAAAGGAAACUCAAAGCAGUAAGUGUUUUUUCCAGUUGACAUGAUGGAUUGCACUGUGUUUCACAACUAGUUGUUUAAUCUAGAAGAACACAGAACAGGUUAAAAAAAAUGUUUUUAUGGUUGGUGUACAGCACCAAUUGGUCCUAAUAUGCAAGGUCCUAAAUAAAACAAUAAUCAGUGUAUGAAAAUCAAUGAGCGAAUGCAAUAACAGUGCAUUGACUCUUUGUCAUAGGUAAAGAAGCAGCAUGACGGUCAUUCAUAGCUUCAGACACGACAUUGUGCUGAUUAAUAGCAGGAAAAAUGUAUUUUGACUUUUCCUCGCUGUGGAUUCCUCCUCCCCUGAGGAUUCCACCAACCAGCAGGACAAUCAGCCCUUACAGGAAGCAGAAAUGUGCUCUGGACAUGAAGGAUGAUGCACAGAAUCCCUGCAGAAGCAGCUAUGUGCGGUGAGCGCUGGGAGAGUUGUGGUAUUGAGGCAAUUCACACCCUGCUUUUUAUAUGCAUACAGUAUAUCAAAGAGUAUUGUUGAGGGAAUAUGUCCCUUUCUGAGCUCAAGAAAUCCUUAACAUUUGUUAUUUCUGGAUUAGAAUGACACAUAUUAUGGAUAUUUUUAUUUGUAGAAAUGUGUUAUGUUUGUGAAGCAAUAAAACCAUAUUAAUGAUGUGCCAGUUAUGCUGAUGUAAUGUUGCACCGUGUGAGUGGAGCUUUUAUUUCAGAACAAUGCAUUUAGCACCAUGUCUGAGACAGUGGUUGAAUAGGACAAUGUAUAUAUGUUAAAGCCUGUCAGCAUUUAGAGGGGAAGGUUGUGUAUGUGUCUUGACAAUGAAAACCUACUUAGGAUAUGCUGUGUUUGCUUGAGAAUUUAAAAUAUCUUUACUGACAAUUGGUAAUGUUUCUGCUCUGGCUCUUUGAUAUGAGAGGUUGGGGAACGAGUAUUUUACUUUUAUUGAAGAGAAGUCUGUUUAUAUUGGUGCAGUUGGAUAUUUACAAUAAACUCUGGAAAAUAGUUUUGAAAAGUGCUGAAUUUUAAUGCCAUGUAUGCACAUUUAUGCAAGUAAUAUUUUAUUUUGUUUGCAGGUUAUUGGGGACUAUUUUCUGAGGGUGAGAUUAAUCUGUUAAUGGUUAUGAGAAAGUAUUGUGCAAAGUUCAUAUGAGUGUAGCACUGAUAUGCAGUACUGUGUUUCACGCCAGUGUCUCCAUGUGAAAACUCAGAGGGCAGAGAUGAGAUAUUGCCAGUUUGUGUGUGUAUGAAAUGCCAUAUGUCUUUGCAAUGCAUAGGAGUGGUUUCUUUGUUUAUUUUAGUAAUUUGUAGUAAUUUGUUGCUUUUAAGGAUGAAUACAGUAAUAUAAAAAUGGCACAAUAGAAGCAAUAUUAUUAACUCAAGCAUUUAAUGCAACAAUUUAAUAUUAGUUUCCCCUAUUUUAUGAAGACACUGCAAACCUGCAUGGAGGAUCCAUGUAUUUUGAGUAGAUUACAUUAGAUGGGGUGUGACAUGAAUAGGUCCUAUUUCACAUAGCCUAGAGAAAGUAUGCCAGUGAGUAUUUAUUUUGCUUUUGCUACUAACACAGAACUAAAGUUCCUCUACAAUCAGAGAUAUGUUGGAACUGUACUUGAACAAUCCAUAGUUUAACGCAAAUGUAAAAUUUGCAAUUGGAACUUUAUCUAGUUCCCAUUCUAAUCCAGAAAUAAUAACCUUAAUUCCCAUGGGUCAGUGCUAUGAGAGAAUGCAUUACAGUGGCACUCACAGGAAAGAAACCCAAUUAUAAAAUAAAUACCCACAGUACACAGUGGUAUGGAUACCCCCUCACACAUGUUUAGUCGACUUAGUGCGAAGCAGACACUUGCCUUUCAGUACCUCAUGUGCAUGCUGUAGCAGCAUAGGUCGUAUACAAAAUGGCUGUAGCAGCAUAGGUCGUAUACAAAAUGGCUGUAGCAGCAUAGGUCAUAUAAUGCCUCAACAGUAUUACCCCCCACUUACUGAAUGCAUUGUACACUUGAACUCAUGCAGACAAAUACUGUUUUUGUGGAAUACUGUUAUUAUUUGUUUUGUACUUUGAAAGAAUGGUGAUACUAAUAUUAACCAUUGUAAAGAGAAAAGCUUAAAUAGAAUUGUAAUGCCACCAUCCAAUAUGUUCAUCGUGAAAAAUUAAGAAAAGGUUCAUUUUCAAUUAAAAAACAUUGUCUGUGACACUUUGGGAGAUACAGAAUUAUGGGGAAAUCACUACAUGGUGGAUGUGAUGAAACAAUCAUGUUCUACAUAAACAUUGUGUUCAUAUGUUAACCACUUAAUGUAUUUUCAUAUUCUGCUUCUGUUUCAAAGGUAUUGUAAGGCUGACACUUAAACAAGUAUAUCAUUAUUUUCUCAUUAAAACAGUGUCAUUUCUUUAUUUCCCUUUGAAUCUCCACUAUCAUUCAUGAGCAUUUUCUGUUUACAGGUUUAUGUACAGUACACCUUUAUUUUCACAUGUACAGUAUAUACUAUAAGUUUCAUUUAUGGGUGGUGUAAUGUGGUACCUCCUGCACCAUAGAAGCUGAUAGAGUAGUGUGGAUAAAUUAUGAAUUGAAAGACUUCUUUCAUGACAAUUCCACUGCUGGUAACACAACUACAUUUAAAGUAAGCUCUGGUAGCAUCCAUCCACUUAAAUAUAACGGAGAAGGUUCAUACAGUUCAUAGAAAGAUGCAUCACACCGUGUAGAGUAGUGAUAUACUACCUACUUAGAGUACUGCAGGUGGAAGACCAUCCAAAAACAGAAAAAAAGAAGCAAAAAUCCAAUCCAUUUAUUUUCUUAAUCAAUUUCAGCAAUAAAAGCAUAUCAUUUUUUUUUUUUUUCACUUUUUGGACGAAAGACGCAUAUAUAGUGGCAUAUAUUUUUCUAGUUUCUGGUAAAAACUGAUUUGUCAUCAUAAAUAGUUAAAAGCACAUGGUUUUCCAUUUAUUUCUUCAUAUAUAUCAUAAGUAUACUAUGCUGUAUCAAUUCAAACUAUAAAAACAUAGUUAAUUGUUUCACUUUUGGAAAAAGCCUAUAGUCAUAUGUAUUUUUCAGAUUUCUGUGAAAACAGAUUUUUCAUCAUAAAUAUCUCAAAACACAUGGUUUUCCAUGUAUUUCUCCAUAUUCAUCAUAUGUAUGCUCUUCUUAAUCAAUUUCAACAAUAAAAACAUUUUAUCACUUUUUUGACAAA